AUGACGGAACACGGUGAAUUUUUACGUUCGAAAUCGGAAAGUUUAGAUUUAACGUUUCCAGUUCCAUGGGGAGUGAUAGAGGGAAAAUGUUGGGGAGAUCCAUCACAAUCACCCGUUCUAAUGAUUCACGGACUACAAGAUAACGCAGGAACGUUCGAUAGACUCGUUAAUUUGUUACCCGAUUCAUUUUAUUACGUUUGCAUAGAUCUUCCAGGUCAUGGUAAAUCCACAAGGUUUCCAAAAGGUGUUUUCUUGGAUUUUAUGCUAUUUUUAAGUUCCGUACGAAGAGUCAUAUUACAACUCGAAUGGAGGCAAUUUAUAAUAGUGGGACACAGUUUCGGUGGACAAUUGGGAUCAUACUAUGCAGCUUUUUAUCCUGAAGAGGUUAAAAAACUCAUCAUGCUCGAUACAUUGGCACCAUUUGCAGUACCAUUGGAUCGACAUUUGCAACAUUGCAAGGAUAGUAUUAAAAAAAUGAUUGAAUUAGAAAAAAAAUUAUCAAAUUCAAAUCCUCCUAAUUAUACUCAUGAAGAAGCGAUUAAUAGGUUGAUCAAUAGUCGAAUGUCACCCAUAUCAAAACAAGGAGCCGAAAUUUUAAAUCAAAGAUUAAAAUACAAUUUACAGGCACCCAUAACACCUGAAAUUCAUUUCAAUGUCAUUUCACACAUAACAUCUUCAGUAUUAAUUAUAAUAACAAAUUCUUAUUUAAAAUUUGUCGAAUCUUAUCGUAAGGGUCAUUUAGAUUAUGAAACAUUACAAUUUUUUAAUAAAAAAAAUAAUUUUCAAAUCGUUUCCAUUCCCGGUCAUCAUGAUGUUCAUAAUGAUGAGCCUCAUUUGGUAGCCCCCCACAUAGAAAAAUUUAUAACAUUGCCAAAAUCGGUUUUGUAA
Pediculus humanus corporis (human body louse) is the source of this 888-nucleotide messenger RNA. RefSeq names its product valacyclovir hydrolase, putative. The record is from RefSeq and is a predicted model, not a curated record. Bases 1 to 888 code for a protein of 295 amino acids. Gene Ontology annotation, molecular function: catalytic activity. NCBI's taxonomy places the organism in Eukaryota, Metazoa, Arthropoda, Insecta, Psocodea, Pediculidae. The transcript has 2 exons.